Arvicola amphibius (Eurasian water vole) is the source of this 906-nucleotide messenger RNA. It is a transcript of the gene Tesc, whose product is annotated as tescalcin. NCBI's taxonomy places the organism in Eukaryota, Metazoa, Chordata, Mammalia, Rodentia, Cricetidae. Gene Ontology annotation, molecular function: calcium ion binding. Bases 89 to 733 code for a protein of 214 amino acids. The record is from RefSeq and is a predicted model, not a curated record. The transcript has 8 exons.
CCUCGCGUCCCCACCCGGCUCCAGUUCGGCGCAGCCCAGGCAGUCCCCGGCCUUCCUUCGAGGGGCGCCCCGGGCCCCGCUACGCACCAUGGGCGCUGCCCACUCGGCGUCCGAGGAGGUGCGGGAGCUCGAGGGCAAGACUGGCUUCUCCUCGGACCAAAUAGAACAACUGCACCGGAGGUUCAAGCAGCUGAGCGGGGACCAGCCCACCAUCCGCAAGGAGAACUUCAACAAUGUUCCUGACCUGGAGCUCAACCCAAUCCGAUCCAAAAUCGUCCGUGCCUUCUUCGACAACAGGAACCUGCGCAAGGGAUCCAGUGGCCUGGCCGACGAGAUCAACUUCGAGGACUUCCUGACCAUCAUGUCGUACUUCCGGCCCAUCGACACCACCCUGGGCGAGGAGCAAGUGGAGCUGUCCCGGAAGGAGAAGCUGAAAUUUCUGUUCCAUAUGUACGACUCGGACAGUGACGGCCGCAUCACCCUGGAAGAGUAUAGAAAUGUGGUGGAGGAACUUCUUUCUGGAAACCCUCACAUUGAGAAGGAGUCAGCUCGAUCCAUUGCAGAUGGAGCCAUGAUGGAGGCUGCCAGUGUGUGUGUGGGGCAGAUGGAACCGGACCAGGUGUAUGAGGGGAUCACCUUCGAGGACUUUCUGAAGAUCUGGCAGGGGAUCGACAUCGAGACCAAGAUGCACAUCCGCUUCCUCAACAUGGAGACCAUUGCCCUCUGCCACUGACCGUGCCAGGGAGGGGGUGGUUGGAAGCUGGGCAUGGCCGCAGCCCUUUGCUCAGCCCUUUGCCUAAGCUGCUGUAACAGUUAGCGCCCCUUCACUUAUCCUUCCCGUGGGGUGUGGUGUCUGGGACUCUGCUGUUUUUAUCUCCAAUGAUGUCAAUAAAGGUUUCCUAAUGA